GCUGCCUCUUCCGCCAGCGCCUUAGGCCCCAACCCAGGCCUUUACCUCAUUCGCCUGUCUGCAAAACAACCACCUAGAAUAACAACCUGCUGCUGCCUGGACCGCUUCUCCUCUCAUCUCCCUGGCAAGUCACGGAGGACGGCACAAAUGAAUGACACAUCUUCAGACUGAGGAUGUCCUUAGUUGCUAAGAAGUGUGGCAUCCAGUUGCAGCCUCCCUCCAUUGUUCUGAUCUAUGAAGAUCGGCUCAAGAACAGCGUGCGCAAGCGCAUCAUGCCGGUUCGGAAUUUCUCCAAGUUUUCAGAUUGCAGCAGGGCAGCAGAACAGUUAAAGAAUAACCCUCGACACAAGGCUUAUUUGGAAGGAGUCUCCCUGGAACAGCUACAAAGGUUAUACCGUUUAUUGAGAUGCCACCUGGAGGGACAAAGUCUGACUCAGAGUUUGGAGCAAAUUAAGAAAGAAGAAACAGUUGAUCCAGAAGAAGACCUGAACAAACUGGAUGACAAAGAGUUAGCUAAAAGGAAAAAAAUCAUGGAUGAGUUGUUUGAAAAGAAUAGGAAAAAGAAAGAUGAUCCUGAUUUUGUCUACAAUGUUGAAGUGGCAUUCCCGCAGGAUGAGGAGCUUGAAGCCUGUGAGUGGGACACAGAAACAGAUGAGGAGUUUUGAUCCAGAAACAAGUUCUGGGUUUAUGAUGUCUGGUCACACUGGGAGUGGCUGGUUACUUGUCAAGGGGGACAGGGACGGCCCCUUGUAUUUAAACAACAGAAACUUGAAUGAUCUUGCAAAUCACUGUUGUCAUUUACCCUGUCAAAUUAAAUAAAAGCUUUUGCUUUUCUGGGUUUUUAAAAAAAUGUUUAUAACUUGAUAUUUCAAAACAACUAGACCCAAUCAUUUUUAUCAGUUUUAGGCUAGUUCUUUCCUUCAACACCACUAGCCCUAAAUAAAGAAUUAGCCCAUCUCAACAAAAUUUCAGUGAGUGCCAAUAUCAGGUUUAAAAAAAUCCUUAAUAGACUAAUACUAGUAUUCUGUUGGUGAUGUGUCAGUCACACUACAUAUAUAGGCCAAAUUAUUCACUAUAGCGGAACAGACACAUCCCACUGACAAAGGCAGAAGCAGGAUUACACAUUCAGCUAUGUUAUGCAUUGCAGUUAUGUUUUGUGCAUUGUGCUUAUGCAUUGUACAUUGCACACAGUCAUUGACAUGUGUUGUACAAUGUUGUUAUUCUCCAUGAGGGUUGCUUAGGGCUGGUGCAGAGUAUCUCUGCAUGCAAACAUUUACUCAGUGCUGAGAGGAUGCUGAAGGGCAGUGUUACUGUACAAAUAGUCUGAUUUAUUAUUUCACCCUACAGCUUGAUCAGUUAGCUAGGACAGCAGAGAUUUUUUAGCUGAACCACCUUGUUUUAUAUGCUGCUUCUUUUUCUUUUUCUUUUUUUAAAAAUCCAUCUUAUUUAUAAUAUAUCAUGGGCAAGAUUCAAUUUCUCAUGCACUUGUGCAAUGGUAUUUAUUUCUCUUCUCUGCAGCUCUUGUACCCCUCAAAAUGAGUCUCCUAGCCUCUGGUGCAGAUUUUGAGGGCACACUGUAAGAGAAUAUAAUUGGAUUUCACCUGAUCCUUUUUUACAUUAUUGCCUUCUUCAUGAGGGAGGACUCAACAUUAUAAUGAAAACUUUGUUGGAAACAUUUGUAAAAGGAAGGAUCUACAACCCUGCAAAAAUGUGAUGUCCAUGUAUCAUGCCUCAGGUCUAGAAGGAUGUUAGCAAAAAAUAAAAUUAAGAUUGGGAAACAUAAUAAUCAUGUAUUAUUUCACUUUUGAAGGGUGACAUGUACUACUAAGUGCAUUGCUCAUCACAAGAGGAAAUAACAUAAUCAACCAAAUGCCUUGUGUUCCAAAGUACAUAUGCACCUCCUAAAUAACAUGGAUUUGUGAAGAACUAAGAACAAUUGUGGUAGAAAUGAACUCUUUCUUGAAAGUGGUUCUUUCUUUUCCUUACAGUCUUUUCAGGAAUACUGUAACAACAUUUCACCACAAGAAAAAAGAGUUGGGGGACAUGACAUUAGGGAAGCAGAAACUUAUGAAAGUUUCCUAAGAUCAUUUCCAUCUUUGUUGAUAUCACUUUGGUAUUCCAGGAACAGAUGUUAUUCAUCCAAACAAUUCAUGCUCCUCAGCAAGUAAGAGGAGCCUGAGUGCUAGCAGCCCCCUGUACUGACAAAAGAAAAGUAAGCUUCAACCUACAGUACACAUUUUUCCAAUAUGCACAUCUUAGGGCAGGUUGCUCUCUAGUGUUCUGUUCUACAGGAACACAUGUAUAAAAAUCUUGAGGAAAGAGGCAGUACCUGCCCUCCAAUAAAUUCCUGCAAAGCUUUGAAGUCUCUAUUAUGUGUAGAAAGCCUAAUUAGCAAUGUACAGUAAAAUCCCACACACACAGAGUUCUUAGCCCAUUUCUGUCUCUUGAAGACAAGGGGACAGUUCCUCUUGACCCCUUUAAAGAUCCUGGGGUGUAGUUAAAGAAGUGAGCUACAAGGAUAUAUGAAGACACUGAUUUUAUCAAUAUAUCACUAAAUGGAUCCAUCCAAUAUACCAUAUGAGCAAUAAUGUAUGGAUAAUUAAAAUACAAAUUCAAGAAUAUUUAACAUUUGGUCUCCAGAGGGCAAUGUUAUAAAGGUUGAAAAUGUAUACAAGUCAGGUUUUGUAAAUUUCUGUAAUUUGGUGAAAUCUUACAUUAAUCAUCAAAACUACCGGUAUAUCUGCGUGCAGAGCAGAUUGGAAAUAAGAUACUAAAGUGUUAUUAUAUGUUGUACAGACUCUGGUCAUCUAAAUAAACAUGAGAAGUGGAUAAA
This is a messenger RNA of Sceloporus undulatus (fence lizard), 2833 nucleotides long. It is a transcript of the gene CEP19, whose product is annotated as centrosomal protein 19. The coding region runs from base 174 to 665 and encodes 163 amino acids. The transcript is spliced from 3 exons. The record is from RefSeq and is a predicted model, not a curated record. Gene Ontology annotation, biological process: trans-Golgi to periciliary membrane compartment transport; microtubule anchoring at centrosome. NCBI's taxonomy places the organism in Eukaryota, Metazoa, Chordata, Lepidosauria, Squamata, Phrynosomatidae. Gene Ontology annotation, cellular component: centriole; ciliary basal body; spindle pole.